Effrenium voratum is the source of this 1850-nucleotide messenger RNA. The record is from the annotation of a GenBank genome assembly. NCBI's taxonomy places the organism in Eukaryota, Dinophyceae, Suessiales, Symbiodiniaceae.
AGCAGUUUUGGAUCACUGCAAGCGGGAGCGAUGGGGAAUGUGUUGUCCUCCAUGGACCCGGAGGUCAGGAAAAAGAUGGAGGUGAAGGCUGCAGUUGCGGCCAGGCGUGCGGCGCAGGCGUGGGAUUCUUGGGCACACGCAGUCUUCCACUACAGCUUAGUUCCAGGAGUGUUUGCGUACGGCCUGUGGUACUCCGGCGAGUUCACGAUGAAUCCCAUCGCUCUUUUCUCAAAAAUCUUCCUGGCGUGAGCCGACGCCUGGAAAUAGAGCAGUGAAAGGCGAAAGCAAGAACCCUGGCGCUCAUGGCCGGAGUGGCGUUUCACCUGCAGAGACAGCAAGGGAAACGGCAAGGUCACUCCGCGUCUGCCGCACAAGCUUGAGACGAGAGAGUGAGGGACGAUUGUGAGAAGAGUUGCGCGAAAGGAGCCAAUCAAUUCACAGGUGUUCAUGAUGAUCAUCAACCGCGCAGCUUCUCUUUUGGCCCAACGUGCCAGAUGCAAGGCUGAACGCGACAGAGUGUGUCUACAAGGUUGGCUUGAGGCUGUCAGACGAUUGCAAACCUUGGCGCGGCGGCUGCGGCGGCAGUAGAUGGAGGGUGGCUGCUGCGCGGCUUGGAGGUCACUGAAACGCAGCGGAGCCCGCGGCGAAGCCGCUCCGUUGCCCUUCGCGUGGCUCGCAAGUGAUGAGGUCAGAGGGGCCUGCAGAAAGAGCUACGGGCAGCAGCCAGGGUGACUCCCAGGAUAGCUCAAGACAGGCAGAUGCGAAUAUGAGCAAUUACGCAUUCUUUGUCAAGUACACUUAUUCCAAUGAGUGCGCUUUGCUCGCCUACAACUUUCAUGAACUCGUGUCCAAGAUUGGCAUCUUCGAAAUAUUCGCGUAUAGGCACGACCACCGCCUCAUCAGCGUAACGCUGGCGUACAUACUUUAUAGAUACCAGGUGCACCACUGUGACAUGGCUCUGGACCUGGCUCUGACACUAGUGUACCUGGAGGAUUUGCGGAGCCUUGUUGAGGCGAAGCCCGAAGUUCGAGAGCGCGGCCGCGACGCCUUCAACUUAAUUUGCUAUAUGGCAUUCUUGGCGCAUGCCUUUAAUUCAGACCGCCCGAUAAGACUUGCCGACUGGUUCAAAGAGAUCGGCUGGCGGUCCUUCAAGAAUUGUCACCAGUUAAACGCCUACGUGUUCUUCCUGUUCUCUCAAGUCCGUGGCUUCAAGCUGCGGGUAAGCGAGAGCCAGGUGAAGAGGUAUAUUCAAAAGCUGUGCAGCGUUCCCAACCAAGCCACCACAACCUGACGCAAGCUUGGGACUUAUGGGCGUCUGCCCCUGGGUGUCUCCAGGCAGGUUACAGGAGACCCCAAUUGGUUCCAUUUCAAUGCCGGUGGUUGAAAACCCCCGACGAGUCUGCAAGCGUGGCGGAAGAGUGAAAGAGUUGCACGGAAAAAGCAUGCCAUGCACAGACUCACUGGUCUCGCCCAAAGCCUGCGGCUCUCAAGACACCUAUGCCUUGACACGCCCGGGUUUGGUUGGGUGUCCCGUAGGUUCUGGUUCUAACCUCUCGGAUGAGGACGAUCUCACCCAGGACUUAGCCCCUGUGUAAUCCAGACGGCUCAUUGGGAUGAGCCUGAGGCAACGGGCCUCUCAGUGUGGCGCGGCGUGAACCAAAAAGCAUCCGGGCCUCCAAGGGCCUCCAAGGGCCUCCAAGGGCCUCCAAGGGCCUGCAAGAUGCAUGGCAAGCAGUGCAAGUUGAUGCAGGCAGUGCAAGCAGUGCAAGCAGUGCAAGGCUUCACCGAUCAUGGCGCAUAGCUCGGGGUACGAGUCCCAAACAAUGGCAAUCAGAUAGUGCUGAUGAGAG